UUGAGAUAUCCCUAAACGCCAUUCGGGCAUACGGUUGCUAUUAUCUGCACUCCCGACUUGGUCGAGCACCACAAGUCCUGCGAAUAGUGGGAACGAUCACCUUUACCAGGAACAAGCUUGAUUUCAUCUUUUCUACACAGCCGUCAACACUAUACCUGGCCAGCGAAAAUAAAUCAACGACAGAAUCAUAGACAUCAGCAUCGACACCGCAAUAUGCCGUCGUCGUCAUCGCCACUGCCGCCGUCCGCGACCACCCCCCUCGUCGACCACGUCGUGGUUCUGGUGCCGUACGCCUUCCUCUCGGCACCACCGGCCUGGUUCGCGGGGUUGUUUCGGCUGUCGGCGGGGGGCCGCCACGCUGACGGGCGGACGGAGAACACGCUGGCACUGCUCGCUGACGGCUCCUACAUCGAGUUCAUCGCGUUCGUGCCGGGCGCCGACCGCGCCGCCCACCACUGGGGCGCCGUUCCCGAGGGCUCCGUUGCCGACUGGUCCGUCUCGCUGCCGCCCGCACCCGCGCCGGAGGGGCGAGGAGAUGACCUCGCCCAGGAACCUGCGUUCCGCGAGGUGCAGAGGCGCGUGCGCGACACCCGUGCCGGUAUCAUCUACGGCGACCUGGUGCGCGGCGGGCGGACCCGGCCCGACGGUACGGAGCUGCGAUGGGGAGUGGCGUUCGCGGUGCGGGAGGGCGAGGGCGAGGGCGAGGGCGUCCCCGCACAGUCAGGCACCGUGCCGUUCUGGUGCCUCGACGCGACGCCCCGACACCUGCGGGUCCCGUACAGCGAGCCCGGGGCCGUGACGCAGCACCCAACGGGCAUCGUCGGGGUCGCGCGGGUCGAAGUGUCAGUGUCGGAGGCCGACGCGGGGAGCGCCCGGGCCGUGUAUGACGUACUGCUCGGACCGGGGAGAGAGGCGCCGGCCGGGUUCGUACGGGAGUGGGACAUUGACGUGCUCGAGAAGAGCAAGGUGCACCCCGGAGGUGCCGUGAGGCUUCGAGAGGCGGGACCAGGGGCGGGGACGCGGGUCGAGAUCGCGUUCUUUACCGACGACGAGGGCUGGGCGGGGAAGACGGUGGGUGGGAGGGUCAACGACGAGACUGAGCUCGUCUUCCACCUCGUAGCGGUGCCUAAGGCGGGUGCGCAAUGAGCGGGCGUGGGUGUGCGGGGGUAUGAGCGGUGGAGAGGAAUUUCGUCGAUAUUAGUUUCAUCUAGAGGUGGUCGUAGGUGACGUGGCACCCGCAUUAUGGGACUUAUAAGGAGAGAACAGUGCCGUAUUUAUCCUACCUCGAGCUCUUGGUCUACUCUUAUUCUACCUACCUACGCGAGGGACCUUGGGUGGGUUCGCUUU
Durotheca rogersii is the source of this 1347-nucleotide messenger RNA. Its product is annotated as glyoxalase-like domain-containing protein. NCBI's taxonomy places the organism in Eukaryota, Fungi, Ascomycota, Sordariomycetes, Xylariales, Xylariaceae. The transcript is spliced from 2 exons. The record is from RefSeq and is a predicted model, not a curated record. Bases 214 to 1146 code for a protein of 310 amino acids.